ACACGGAAUCAAAGUAAAGCUAGCCACAAAGUAAAGUUACUAAUUUGCAAUUUCUCCUAAAAGAAUUUAUCGCUCAAUCGGCAACAAGUGUGAAAUGGGGACUACAUUUGAAGAUUCGAAUUUGACGAGUGACCCGAAAUAAAAUAAUAAUAAAUAAAGACUUCUAUUGUCAUCGCUUAAUUAUCCAAGGAGCUUCCCCGCCGGCCCUUUCCUUCCCUAACCCUAACCCUAACCCUGUCAAUGGAUUCGGGCGCGCAACGGGUUUCUGCCGAGCUACCUCCUCUCCUUCGUGUCUACGAAGAUGGCCUUGUCGAGCGGCUUGUGGGUUCAGGGUUCGUUCCCGCAACCUUGAACGACCCUCAGACUGGUGUCUCAUCUAAAGACGUACUCAUCUCACCAGAAUCUGCUGUUUCUGCUCGACUUUACCUCCCCAAACUCACCUGCAAUCGUCGAAAGCUCCCUAUCCUCGUUUAUUUCCGCGGUGGCGCCUUCUGCAUCGAAUCCGCCUUCUCUUUCCUGGAUCAUCGUUAUCUCAAUAUCUUAGUUAACGAAGCCAAUGUUGUUGCCGUGUUUGUCGAAUACAGGAGAGCCCCGGAGCACUUACUGCCCGUUGCCUACGAUGAUUGCUGGGCGGCACUCGAGUGGGUUUCAUCCCAUUCUGUGGGGCGAGGUGCCAACUACGAGCCGUGGUUGACUGACUACGCCGACUUCGACCGAAUCUUUUUGGGUGGCGACAGCGCAGGAGGAAACAUCGUCCACAACGUAGCCAUGCGUGCUCGUGCCCAGUCCUUGCCUCACAACGUAAGAGUUCGGGGGGCUCUCCCCAUCCCUGUAUCCACUAACAGGGAAAAGGGUGCUUUGCAAGAGAGGAGCUUUGGAAUCUCAAAUACUGAACUCAGAUUUCAUUCAGGAUGAGGCACCUCAUAGCUAUCAUCAAUGCAGAGCGAGGAAUUUUUUUUUGAGGGGUGUUAAAUAAGAAAAUUAAAUAAGGAGGUAGGGUGGGAAGGUACGAAAGACCCACCAUUUUAUUACGUUUUUAAGAGUCCGAAUCUAUAAUACUAUGUAGAGGGUGAGAUGUUCUCCAUGUAUGACUAUAAUAAUUGUGGGCAUAAUUGUGGGCAGAGUUCUCGUGGGUAGGAGAUCCGGACUCCUGGCUAUCAUGCUCAUCAGAUAAAAGCUAGGAACUUUAUCAGGAACAUUUGAAGU
Messenger RNA from Nelumbo nucifera (sacred lotus), 1206 nucleotides. RefSeq names its product 2-hydroxyisoflavanone dehydratase-like. Gene Ontology annotation, molecular function: hydrolase activity. NCBI's taxonomy places the organism in Eukaryota, Viridiplantae, Streptophyta, Magnoliopsida, Proteales, Nelumbonaceae. The record is from RefSeq and is a predicted model, not a curated record.